AUGUCUACUUACAGAUCUCCUCAUAGCUCCUAUAGGAAGAUGUUCGGCGGAGAUAGAACCACGGUGAGAAGCAGCUACUCCAGCCGCCAGUAUUCCGCGCCCAUGCGCACUACCCGGGUUCUGUCCUACGGAGCCCCGGGGGGCUCUGGCGGCAUGGUGUACGCCACCAAGACGCAGCGUUUGCGCAGUAGCAACGCGGCUAUGCCCCGGCUCGCCUCGGAGCAGCUGGACUUUUCGCUGUCCGACGCUAUCAACAGCGAAUUCAUCGCCAACCGCACCAGCGAGAAGGCGCAAAUGCAGUCACUCAACGACCGCUUCGCAAGCUACAUCGAGAAGGUGCGCUUCUUGGAGCAGCAGAAUAAGAUCCUGCUGGCCGAGCUGGAGCAGCUCCGAGGCAAGGGCACGUCGCGAGUCGGCGACCUGUACGAGGACCAGAUGCGAGAGCUCAGGCGCCAGGUGGACCAGCUGAGCAACGAGAAGGCCCGAGUGGAGGUCCACCGGGACAACCUGGCCGAUGACAUUGGGAGGCUCCGAGAUAAGUUGCAGGAUGAGAUGUCACAGAGAGAAGAGGCUGAAGCUAACCUGCAGAGCUUCCGGCAGGAUGUGGACAAUGCUGCUCUGACCAGAUUGGACCUGGAGAGGAAGGUGGAGUCCCUCCAGGAGGAAAUCGACUUCCUCAAGAAGCUACAUGAUGAGGAAAUGCUGGAGCUGCAGACCCAGAUCCACAUGCAGCAGCACGUGCAAGUGGACAUGGAAGUGGCCAAGCCGGACCUGACAGCUGCUCUGAGGGACGUACGCUUGCAGUACGAGAAUCUGGCCUCCAAGAACAUCCAGGAGUCUGAGGAUUGGUACAAGUCCAAGUUUGCAGACCUCACUGAAGCGGCCGCCCGCAACAAUGAUGCUCUGAGGCAGGCCAAGCAGGAGGCCAAUGACUACAGACGCCAGGUUCAGGCCCUCACCUGUGAAGUGGACGCCCUAAAAGGAACCAAUGAGUCGAUGGAGCGGCAGAUGCGAGAGAUGGAGGAGAACUUCUCUACUGAAAUGGCCGGCUAUCAGGAUACCAUUGCUCGCCUGGAGGACGACAUUCACAACAUGAAGGACGAGAUGGCUCGCCACCUUCGGGAGUAUCAGGAUCUCCUCAAUGUCAAGAUGGCUCUUGACAUCGAGAUCGCCACCUACAGGAAACUGCUGGAAGGAGAGGAGAGCAGAAUCUCCACCCCAAUGCCAAACUUCUCAGCUCUCAACCUGAGAGAAGCCAUGGUGGAAUACAAACCUCAAGUGGAAACUGCAACCACCAAGAAGGUUCUCAUCAAGACCAUCGAGACCAGAGAUGGUCAGGUAAUUAACGAGUCGACCCAGAACCACGAUGACAUGGAGUAA
Messenger RNA from Nerophis lumbriciformis (worm pipefish), 1380 nucleotides. NCBI's taxonomy places the organism in Eukaryota, Metazoa, Chordata, Actinopteri, Syngnathiformes, Syngnathidae. The record is from RefSeq and is a predicted model, not a curated record.